AUGGGAAGUUUAGGUUUGAUUUAUUCUGUUUUUUUUUUUUCUCCAGGUGUGGGUUUUGCCACCCGCCAGAUUGCAAGUGUCACCAAACCAACAACUAUAAUCAGUUUAGAAGGUGAUGUUGUUGUGAUACAGACACAGAGCACUUUCAAGAACACAGAAGUCAAGUUUAAACUCGAUGAGGAGUUUGAUGAAACUACAGCAGAUGACAGGAAAACAAGGUCCCUGGCAACUCUAGAAGAUGAUAAACUGAAACAUGUUCAGAAAUGGGAUGGGAAAGAGACCUUGCUGGUACGAGAAGUAAACGAUGGCAAACUUCUCCUUGUGAGUAUAUUAUCUAUAUAUACAUUUACAGGAGUCAAUUCUUCAGUUUCUUCUGCAUACAUUUGCAGAACACUGAGACAGACGUCCAUACAUACUCUAUGGGUUUGA
Staurois parvus is the source of this 429-nucleotide messenger RNA. The record is from the annotation of a GenBank genome assembly. Lineage: Eukaryota; Metazoa; Chordata; Amphibia; Anura; Ranidae.